AUGGUCGUCACCCCUACCACCACUAUUUACGUGGAUGGUCUAGCGAGUCCAGGCACGGAGUCAUCAGAGCAGCCAACUAAGCCUGAUGCCUUCAAAUUGUCUACUGAUGAAGCUGUUGAACAAGCUGCUCAUUUGAGAUCUCAGAUGCAUAUUUUAUGGGGGACUUUGCUUUAUGAGAGAUCUGUUGGUGAAUUCAAAAUGGAUUUGUCAGCAUGGGAAAAAUCUUUAGCUGCUGCUGUUAAAACAUUUGAGCUUGCGGUUUCAUCACCAACAGAUCUUGCAGUAACUAUAAAGAAUCAUUGCUCAAAUGGAACAGCUUCUGCAGAUAAUUUAGAUAAGUUUUAA
Molecule: messenger RNA, 345 nt
Organism: Lactuca saligna
Lineage: Eukaryota; Viridiplantae; Streptophyta; Magnoliopsida; Asterales; Asteraceae
Source: the annotation of a GenBank genome assembly